Messenger RNA from Microplitis demolitor, 1178 nucleotides. Its product is annotated as phospholipid phosphatase 5. Gene Ontology annotation, molecular function: phosphatidate phosphatase activity. The coding region runs from base 192 to 995 and encodes 267 amino acids. The transcript has 6 exons. Gene Ontology annotation, biological process: phospholipid metabolic process. NCBI's taxonomy places the organism in Eukaryota, Metazoa, Arthropoda, Insecta, Hymenoptera, Braconidae. The record is from RefSeq and is a predicted model, not a curated record.
CAAAUAAACUAAAUGUCAAAAAAAUCCAAUCAACAAUCGAAUACUGCACCAAUACAUUACUAAUAUAUCUAUAUAUAGUAUAUAUAUAUAUAUAAAUAUACACAUGUAUGAAUAGUUGAAAAUGGCCGUAAGCGAAGUGUACACGUGUAUAAAAUAAUGUAAGUGUUUUUAUUAAACAUAAUUUAAAAAUAAUGACUACGAUGAGGAGUCUCGAUCGUUCGAUAAAUUUUUGGUUCGACAUUUUUUUACGCGGACUUCUGGCAUUAUUAAUUGUGACGUUGGAAAAAACAGAACCAUUCAAUCGAAAGAUUCAUGAGGAUGAGCUAUGGCUUUACAAAAAUCCUAAAACAGUUUCCUAUGUGCCAGUAACUGUUCUAUGGCCAGUAGUGUUCAUCGUUCCCAUGGUAGUCAUUUCGGUAUCAUUUCUCAUUAAUAGAAACAAAAUUGAUUUUGCUCAAGGACUGUUGGCACUAACUCUAGCGCUUGGAUUAAAUGGAGUAUUGACAAAUGUUAUUAAAAUAAUUGUAGGUAGACCACGUCCAGAUUUUUUUUGGAGAUGUUUCCCGGAUGGUAUUGCCAAUUUAGAGUUCAAUUGUACAGGAGACUCGCAUGAAAUACGUGAUGGAAAAAAAUCAUUUCCUAGUGGCCACUCGUCAUUCGCAUUCACGAGUUUUGGAUUUGUUGCAUUUUAUUUAGCAGGCAAACUAAAGACGUUUAGUUUGUCUGGUAAAAGUCAUUCCUGGAAACUUUGCAGUUUUUUAUUGCCACUAGGAGUAGCAUUGUGUAUCGCUCUAAGUCGCACGUGUGAUUAUCAUCACCACUGGCAAGAUGUUGUUGUUGGAUCGACAAUUGGAUUUAUUAUUUCAUAUAUGUGUUAUCGUCAUUAUUAUCCAUCACUGGAUUCACACAUGUGUCAUAAACCCUACGCGAUGAUAAUUAAUGAAGGCGAAAUAAAAAGUAUUAAAUCGCGUGAGGAUCAAAUCAAAUGGAUAUAAAUUUAACUAAGUACUUAAAUGAUAUUGAAAGUAGAGACAUAAAAUUUUAAAAAAUAGACAAAUCAUUUAACAAGCCCGCGAUGCAUUUUAAAUUUUUAGUCUGCUACUUUCACUAUCAUCUACUUGAUCGAAUUUAAAAAAAAAAUUUAUUAUGUUUAAGUGCAUUUAAAUGUAUAUUUAGUU